GAGAGAGUGAGGGGGAAGGGGUGUGUUUGUGGCUGAGGAGCAGACGAAGCUCCCGCCAUGAGCCUGAGCCGGACGCUGGUGUCUGCCCGCUGCCUGGCCGAGGCCCUGGGGUCCGGGGCUCCGGGGUCCGGGGCUCCGGGGGCCGGGGCCGAGCAGCCGAUCCGGGUGCUGGACACCUCCUGGUAUCUGCCGGGGUCGGGGCGGGACGGGCGGCGGGAGCACCGCGAGGCCCACAUCCCCGGCGCCGGGUACUUUGACCUGGACGAGUGCUGCGACCGCUCGUCCCCUUACGAGCACUCGCUACCCGAGCCCGAGGCUUUCGCGGCCUACGCGGGCGGCCUGGGGGUGAGCGGCGGCUGCCGGGUGGUGGUGUACGACGGCAGCCCCUACGGCGCCUUCUGCUCCCCGCGGGUCUGGUGGAUGUUCCGGUUGUUCGGACACCGCGCGGUGUCGGUGCUGGACGGCGGUUUGGCCGCCUGGCGCCGCCUGGGCCUCCCGCUCGAGAGCGGCCACGCGAGCCCCAGGCCUCGGGCCUUCACCGCCUCCUACACCCCGAGCGCCGUCACCGCCUUCCCCGCCGUCGUGAGCAACAUCCACCGACCCCGCUUCCAGCUGCUGGACGCCCGGUCCCGGGGCCGCUUCAGGGGCAUCGAGCCCGAGCCCAGAGAGGGGUUCGAGCCGGGCCACAUUCCUGGGAGCAUCAAUAUCCCGUUUAACACCUUCCUGGACCCGGAGACGCUGCUCAUGCGGGACGUGGCUUCGCUGCGAGCGAUAUUUGAGGAGCACCAUGUGGACCUGAGCAAACCCAUCGUGGCCACGUGUGGGACAGGGGUGACAGCCUGUCACAUCGCCUUGGCAGCCUAUCUCUGCGGCAAGGAGGACGUGGCUAUCUAUGAUGGCUCCUGGGUGGAGUGGUUCACACGCGCCAAGCCCGAGAACAUUAUCUCCGAGGGAAAAGGGAAGCUGAAGUAGCCCCCCCACCCACCUCGUCCAAUGGUGGUCUCCCAAUGGUGAAGCUGUUCCGAGUCAGAAAUAUCUGCCCUUUGGUAGCAAUGGGAGAAAUGAAAAACUUACUCAGACAAAACCUGAGCUGAAGUUUCAGCAUUUUAAUAAUAAUAAUCCUUGCAUUUGAUGCAGCGCAUGAUCACAUCUUCGAGACUUCUCAAAGCGCUCACAGGAUAUACUGUAAAGUGAAUUGACUGUAUAUUUUGUGGGUGAAAUACAGCAACCAAUUGCACACAGCAGCGUCCCCACAAACAGCCGUGGAUUGAGUGACCAAAUUAUUGAAAUUUUUUGCCUGAAAGUCCUUUGUAACAGCUGCAGAAAAGCGGCUUACAAAUUCAGACUAAAUUUGGGAAUUUGUCACAGAAAUCGCUCUAAUUUGUUCUUGAAAUAAUCAACACUUUGCUUCCGUCUGUCUCCUCAGGGACUCUGUUCCAUACAUUUACUGUUCACUCACUGAAGUAGUGUCUCCACAGAUUUGUUCUGAAUUUACUCCCCUCCAAUCACAGGCCAUGUCCUCUGGUUCUACUGGUCAGUACAAGAUAAAACAGCUUAUCAUGGUCUACAUGAUCUAGCCUUAAAAACCAUUUCAGAAGCUCAGAUGUAAUGAUGGAGUCUGCUUCCUGCUCCAAUGUAUCAAACUUAGAGAUAUUGCUCCAAUUUACGCCUUGCCUUCAGUAAUGUGAUCUGUAGAGAAAUUGAAUUGUGAUAUACUUUAUUAAUUGCUGUUGAAAUAAUUCAAAAUAAAUUAUGUAGAAUCUU
This is a messenger RNA of Callorhinchus milii (elephant shark), 1764 nucleotides long. RefSeq names its product mercaptopyruvate sulfurtransferase (gene mpst). Bases 58 to 972 code for a protein of 304 amino acids. Gene Ontology annotation, biological process: transsulfuration. NCBI's taxonomy places the organism in Eukaryota, Metazoa, Chordata, Chondrichthyes, Chimaeriformes, Callorhinchidae. The transcript has 2 exons. Gene Ontology annotation, molecular function: thiosulfate-cyanide sulfurtransferase activity. The record is from RefSeq and is a predicted model, not a curated record. Gene Ontology annotation, cellular component: mitochondrion.